AUGGGGUCGGAAUUCGUCGCGACCAUCGCGGCGCUGCUCCAGAAAUGCGCCGCCGCCGCCACGGAGGGCUCUUCCGCCGUGAAGGAAGCCCUCAGGAUGGCCCGCCGGAUCCAUGCCGUCGUUGUCGUCACCGCUCCCCGCCACCAGUCUCCGUUCCUGCUCAACAAUUUCAUCUCCACGUAUGGCAAGUGCGGCGCCGUGCUGGACGCCCGCAGGAUGUUCGACGUAAUGCCACAAAGGAGCCGCGUCUCCUACAAUGCCCUCAUCUCGGCCUUCUCCCGAGACCCUGCCCACGCCCCGAACGCCCUGCAGCUCCUCCCGGCCAUGGCCUCCGCUGGCCUGCGGCCGAACUCUUCCACUCUAUCGAGCCUCUUGCAGGCUUCAUCCUGCAUUGCUGAUCAGAGCCUCGGCGCCAUGCUCCACACGCAGGCCGUUAUCUGUGGAUUCUCGUCUGAUAUUCGCGUCCAGACUGCGCUGCUCGUCAUGUAUUCGACCUGUGGCUGCAGUGAAGGCCCCAACAGGAUCUUCGGAGAGAUGGGCGAACGAGACGCCGUCGCCUGGAACUCCAUCAUUCUCGCCCAAGUGAAGCAGGCCGACGCCCACGGGGGAUUGCGGCUCUUCGUCAGCAUGCUGAGGACGGGCGUGCCGCCGACGGGCUUCACCUUCUGUAUCGCCAUAAAAGCUUGCAGAAGGUCCGGGGAAGAGAGAGCUGGAGAAGCCAUCCACGGGCAGAUAUUGAAGGCCGGUUCCCCAGACGAUCUCCGGCUCCACAAUGCGGUGCUGGACAUGUACGCCAGCUGGGGGGAUCUGUCGUCCGCAAGCUCCAUUUUCAGGGAGAACCAGAGGCGGGACUUGGUCUCCUGGAACUCGAUGCUUGCCGGAUUCUCUGAUUCAGGCGACGCGGACAAGGCAUGGGAUCUGUUCAUGGAGUUGCGGGCUUCCCCGGAAGGGCUGGCCUCGGACGAGUACACCUUCGCCGCUGUCGUCUCCGCCACCGCAGCGCUGCCCGCAGUGAUCUGCGGGAAGCCGCUCCACGCGCUCGUAAUCAGAUCUGGGCUGGAAUGCAGUGUCUUCGUGGGGAGCACACUCCUGGACAUGUACUUCAAGACCCGAGAACCGGGAUCUGCCCGGAGGCUGUUCGAGGUAAUUACUCACAAGGACGUGGUGCUGUGGACGGAUAUGAUCGUCGGCCACGGAAGGUCGGGGGAAAGCGAAGCCGCCGUGAGCUACCUCGGCAAGAUGCUAGCGGAGGGCCACGCCUUGGACAGCUUCUCUCUCUGCAGCUCCCUGAACUCGUCUGCGGACCUCGCGGCGCUGAAGCAGGGAGAGGCCAUCCACUCCAUGGCGAUGAAGACGGGGCACGAAGCAGAAAUGUGCGUCUGCGGUAGCCUGGUGGACAUGUACGCGAAGAAUGGCGCCCUCGGGGCUGCGGCGUCCGUCUUCCAUGGGGCUGCCGACCCCGACCUGAAGUCCUGGAAUGCGAUGCUCGGAGGGCACGGCCACCAUGGCAACACCGAGCAGGCCUUCGAACUCUUCGAGAGGAUGAUGAAACAGGGGACGGGGCCGGACCAGGUCACCUUCCUCUCGCUACUCUCCGCCUGUGACCACCGCGGCUUGGUCGAGAGAGGAAGACUGUUCUGGGGAGACAUGCUGGAUGCCGGCUUCGUCCCGGGCCCCAAGCACUACGCUUGCAUGGCGAGCCUCUUGAGCCGGGCUGGGCUUCUGCAAGAAGCGGAGGAGCUGAUCCUGGCCUCUCCAUUUGCUGGUACCCUGGCCGAGCUAUGGCGGAACUUGCUCAGUUCAUGUGUGAUCUUCAGAGAUUUGCAGAGGGGCAUCCGUGCGGCGAAUUGGGCUCUGAUGCUAUGCCCGGACGACGGCGCGACCCACAUCUUGCUGUCAAAUCUCUACGCCUCCGUAGGGAGAUGGGAGGCCGUGGCCGAGACAAGAAGAAGGAUCCGAGGGCUUGCGCUGGAGAAGGACCCUGGUCUGAGCUGGAUCGAGAUCGCCGGCGAGGUUUUUGUGUUCUCAGCUAACGAUGAAUCCCACUCCCUGGCGGACGACACCCGGGCAGAGUUACAGAGACUCGUGGGAAAUCUGAAAGAAUGGCAAACAUCUGAAUCGGCCCUGACCUGA
Molecule: messenger RNA, 2133 nt
Organism: Spirodela intermedia
Lineage: Eukaryota; Viridiplantae; Streptophyta; Magnoliopsida; Alismatales; Araceae
Source: the annotation of a GenBank genome assembly